Messenger RNA from Entrophospora sp. SA101, 886 nucleotides. NCBI's taxonomy places the organism in Eukaryota, Fungi, Glomeromycota, Glomeromycetes, Entrophosporales, Entrophosporaceae. The record is from the annotation of a GenBank genome assembly.
AUGUAUUUUGAAUUAUUUUCUAUUUUUGCAAAUAUAUGGGGCCCUGGCAUUAUAUUAGCCAAAGAUAAAAAUAUAAAUUCAAAAAAGAGGCUUGUUGUAGAAAAAGUAGAUAUCAAAAAAUUGGGUGUUAUAAAAAUAAUUCAAAGUGCAAUAGAUUCAGAUAAUCCUUCAUUAUUAGAAAAGGCCUUACAACUGAAAGCACCUGCUAUUACUACGGCUACAAAAGGUGCCAAGAAACGUAAAUUAGAAGAAUUUGCAAAAGAAAUAAAUGAACUUCUUGAAAAACCGACUUUUAUCGAAGCUGAACAAAAUAAUUUACUUCAGGAUUUAUGCGUUAUGCUUAAUAAAAAAUCUUCCAAGGAUCAGCUAAUUAUGGAAAUGUUUCAUUCUACAAAUAAUUAUUUCCGAGAAUUUUGUGUUCAUGGAACUAAAACAGAUUGUAAAAAAAAUCGUAAAUUCACCGUUAUCAUGGCAGACCCUCCAUGGGAUAUUCAUAUGACGCUUCCAUAUGGAACCAUGACUGAUGAUGAAAUGAAAGCAAUGGCAAUAUCAGAAUUACAAGAUGAAGGGUUGAUAUUUUUGUGGGUUACUGGUAGAGCAAUGGAAUUAGGAAGAGAAUGUCUGGCUAUUUGGGGUUAUGAUCGGGCCGAUGAAUUGGUAUGGAUCAAGACUAAUCAAUUACAACGACUAAUAAGAACAGGUCGGACUGGUCAUUGGUUAAACCAUAGUAAGGAACAUUGCCUUGUCGGAAUUAAAGGAAAUCCAGAAGGUUUAAAUUGGGGUCUUGACUGCGAUGUAUUGGUUGGUGAGGUUCGUGAAACAAGUAGAAAACCAGAUGAAAUUUAUGGUAUAAUUGAUCGAUUGGCACCAGGAACAAGAAAAUUAG